Aspergillus mulundensis is the source of this 1026-nucleotide messenger RNA. Its product is annotated as intradiol ring-cleavage dioxygenase. The coding region runs from base 1 to 1026 and encodes 341 amino acids. Gene Ontology annotation, molecular function: oxidoreductase activity, acting on single donors with incorporation of molecular oxygen, incorporation of two atoms of oxygen; iron ion binding. The transcript has 3 exons. The record is from RefSeq and is a predicted model, not a curated record. Lineage: Eukaryota; Fungi; Ascomycota; Eurotiomycetes; Eurotiales; Aspergillaceae.
AUGAAGCUCUCCAUCAUUGGCGCAGCCCUUGCGCUCUCCACUGGUGUUCUCGCCCACCCCGAAAAACUGACCGAAGCCUCCGCCGCACACCACCACACCACCCGCUCAACCAACGCCUGCGCAGCUCAAAUCGAAGCGCGCGCAGAGGCAACCGCUCUCCGCCGCCGCGAACGACUAUCCCAGCGCUCAGCCGAGAAACGAAACAUCUACCCGACGAUCCAGAACUCGACCUGCGUCCUGGCCCCCGAGACAGUCUGGGGCCCCUACGGCAUCGACGGCGAGCUGUACCGUCAUGACGUGCGCGAAAACCAGGCGGGCAUCGACCUGUACCUUGACAUUGGAGUCAUCGACGUUGAGACGUGUGAGCCGUUGCCGGAUGCGUACUUGACGAUCUGGUCCUGCAACGCAACAGGCUCCUACUCCGGGUACACGGGCAUCGACCCCGACACCGCGGACCUACUGGAUGGCUACACCAAGAGCACCCAAGGCACAACCGACAACGAGACGUUCCUGCGCGGCAUCACCAAGACCGACGAGCAGGGGAUGUCCGAGUUCCUCACCAUAUUCCCGGGCUACUACGUCUCGCGCACGACACACAUCCACGUCACCGUGCAGACGAACGUGACCAGCAGAGACGAAACAAGCUAUAACUCUGCCUCCGGCGGCGUGCAGCAUCUAGGCCAGCUGUUCUUCCCAGAGGACCUGAUUAACUCUGUCUAUGCUCUGGCGCCGUAUUCGCAGCACCUGGCGACGUUGAACCGCACGACGAAUGCGGAGGACUCGCUGUACGCGAGCGCCAGUGCGGAUGGAUACUCGGCUGUUGUUUCGACGGCGCUGCUGGGGGAGACACUUGCUGAGGGGCUCGUUGGGUAUAUUACCAUCGGCGUGAAUCGGUCGGCUGAGGCUGCGACUACGACGGGUGGUAGUGUUAACCCGCAGGGUUUCCUCCCUACUGCUAGUCCGGCGGCUGGUGCCCAGGAGAAUGCGUAUGCUGUUGAUCGGGCGGAGGGGUAUGUGGAUAAAUGA